AUGGAUUGCGAUCCUGCAGGUACCCAACGCACCACGACCACGACCACCAACAUCAGCAACAGCCACUACCAUCGCCCCAUUAUGCAGCGCGCAUCUCCUGGCCAAAUCAGGAUAUCACCGGAGCAGAGACGACUCCUCAGAUUGGCCCAGGAUGUGAUCCUCGGGAACUCCCUCAAAUCGUAUCAGAUCUUUGUCCGCAGCUUUAACGGUGUGCAGCUUAAGAGGCAGUUGCGCCGCCUGCAGUCCAUGAAGCAGGCUGAACAAGACAAAGAGGCAGUGCACGCGGCACGUAUCAUGGUAAGAGAGAAAGAGCUCCAGGCAUGUCGCCCAGAGGAAAGAGAGAACGCAGAGUUGGCUCUAUGGUCGCUGAUUAAGCGCCGGGACUGCUAUAGGAAGUGUUGGCAAAUGCUUGCGGGGCACGAGCGGGUGGUUGAGCAGGAGUUGAAGAGGCGCGAGGCCGAGAUGCAAUGGAGCGUUAGAGUGCAAGUAAAUGACGCUACAAGUACGACUGAACCAUCGCACUUUCCAGUGUCAUAG
Molecule: messenger RNA, 537 nt
Organism: Sordaria macrospora k-hell
Lineage: Eukaryota; Fungi; Ascomycota; Sordariomycetes; Sordariales; Sordariaceae
Source: RefSeq, a predicted model, not a curated record